AUGCCCCCAGGGACGACUAGAUUCAUCCAGCCUAGGUCAAGGUCAAAGUCAAGAACUUCAACCUAUUUCCCCCGGCUGCUUGUCGCAUAUCUGGUGGUUGCAGCCGGAAGCGUACCCACAACUGUAGCUGCAAGCUCCUCUUCGACCGUUCAUAGCCUGCUCCUGUUCACCGCGACGGCAGGCUAUCGGCAUGACUCGAUCCCGACCGCGAUUGAAGUGAUCACCGCGCUGGGAGAUGUUACCCUACGGCCUACGUCCGUCGACGAGUCUGUCAAGGACGUGCGCUGGACCACGACACAUACGGAAGAUGGCAGCUUGUUCGAGCAAGAGGAUUGGCUGAGGCAGUUUAGCGCCAUCGUAUUUGUGCAUACCACCGAUGUGGACCCGCCUGGCGUCGGAACAGUCCUGUCUGAUGUCGGCGCUCGCAAUCUCGGCCAAUACAUCAAGCAAGGAGGAAAUUUCUGCGGAAUCCACUCGGCUGCCAACACCCUCUAUGCAUAUCCGUGGUACGGCCGCACAGUCGGAACCUUUUUCAGCUAUCACGCAGCCCUGCAGAAUGCUAGCAUCGAACGCUUGACCACAACUUUCCCGGCAACGUCCACCUUGCCAAAGAUGCUGAACUUGACCGAAGAGAUCUACUCGUUCCGUUCGGAUCCGCGACAGCUGCCCUCGUCAGCUACUGUGCUGCUAACUCCGGUAGCGGGCUCGUACUCAGACACGGGCAAAGCGCCAUACCAGGGAACGCCGCACCCGCUCGCAUGGUACCGUGAGGGGGAUUUGCUGGCCGACAUCUCCGAUGGAGAUGACGCACGCGGCCCCGUCAUCCCUGCUUCUGCGAACCUGUCAGGUGGCGACAAUGCCUUGCGGAGUGGUGGCGGCGGGAGGAGCUUCUAUACGAGCUUGGGACACACCAACGAGACAUGGCGCACGGAUGAGUUCCAAGCGCAUAUAUUUGGUGGUAUUGCAUGGGCGAUGGCGCUUUCGUGA
Messenger RNA from Tilletiaria anomala UBC 951, 987 nucleotides. RefSeq names its product class I glutamine amidotransferase-like protein. Lineage: Eukaryota; Fungi; Basidiomycota; Exobasidiomycetes; Georgefischeriales; Tilletiariaceae. The record is from RefSeq and is a predicted model, not a curated record. The transcript is spliced from 3 exons. Bases 1 to 987 code for a protein of 328 amino acids.